Molecule: messenger RNA, 279 nt
Organism: Trematosphaeria pertusa
Lineage: Eukaryota; Fungi; Ascomycota; Dothideomycetes; Pleosporales; Trematosphaeriaceae
Exons: 3
Coding region: 1-279 (92 amino acids)
Source: RefSeq, a predicted model, not a curated record
AUGUCCUCCCCACACGAAACCAGCACCACCACGAGCGGCAGCAACAGUUCAAGCCCCGCAUCCUCUUCGCAGCCCUCUCCCUCAAGCUCGAGGCCAGGCUCCAUCUCAUUCUCAGAACCCGCAAACCCAUCUCCAAGCAUUCCAAAAGGAAAGACGACGAAGUGGUUGGUUGGGCUGAAGACCGGGAAGAACAAGGAACCAGAGAAAUGGCUGUUCACGGUUGAGAGGAGGCCCAGAGCCGAGAAGCGACCCAGCCUUCGCACGGCGACCUCGUACUGA